Molecule: messenger RNA, 891 nt
Organism: Aspergillus niger
Lineage: Eukaryota; Fungi; Ascomycota; Eurotiomycetes; Eurotiales; Aspergillaceae
Exons: 1
Coding region: 1-891 (296 amino acids)
Cellular component (GO): cytoplasm
Molecular function (GO): gluconokinase activity
Source: RefSeq, a predicted model, not a curated record
AUGCUGAACCACUGGACAAGAGACCUGCUCCCUCUCCUCAGACAAGCUGGAUUGGAAUUCGAGGAGCUCCCUCGGUGUGAAUGGCUGCAACGGUUGCGCGAGUCUAACCAGGAUCCCGAUGUCAACCCGCCUAUCAAGCUGCUCGAAUUCUUCACCAGCAAAUACGACCAUGAUCGGCCUAGUCGCGUACUCCUAUACGACACCAAGCAGGCCGUAGCUGGGGCCCCUGCUCUACGUGAAGCUGGAGGACUCACCCCUGAGUUGGUCAGCCGGUUCAUCCAUCACUUCCGCACCCACUGCUGGUCCUCGUCUACGGGCGCAACCACCACCUCAGCGCCAGCACGCGAAGUCAUCUUCCUCACUGGACCAUGCGGAUGCGGCAAAAGCACAGCUGCGCAGGCUCUGGCACAGCGCUUCGAAAUCCCAGUAAUCGAAGGCGACAACCUGCACUCGCCGGCCGCACGGGAGAAAAUGGCCAAGGGAAUUCCGCUGGAGGAUCGCGACCGGUGGAACUGGUUGGCGCAUAUCCGAGGGGCAGUAAUGGAUCGACUACAGCAGACCACCGCACCGGCUAUUGCUGUGACCUGCUCCGCGCUGCGCACUGUAUACCGCGACGAGUUGCGGCGGCUGUCUCAGCUGCUGGACUUCCCCGUCACGGUCACCUUUCUGCUUUUGUCUGUCCACGAUCGGGAGACAUUGAAGAAGCGGAUGGUUGAACGGUUGGCGAAGGAGGAGCACUACAUGCGCUCGACGAUGGUGGAUUCCCAGCUGGAUAUCUUGGAGGAGCCGAAGUUGUCGGAGGGCGAUGUCAUCAUUGUGAGCGCGGGCCAGGACAAGCCACAGAUGCUGCAGCAGGUGGAGGAAACUGUACGGGGAUUGUUGAAGGCAUAG